AUGUCACUCAAGCUCUCACAUCUGCCCAGUCGUCAGAAGAUCAAGCCAGUCUACCCUCGCUCUCCUUCCACGAUUGACCCCAACAACCCGCCAUGGCCCGCGUACCGUGGUUACCACGAGUAUUCGUUCGCCUAUGCGACCAUGGGUCAGCGUCUGCCUACCAUUCUCGGCAAGGCCAUCGACGACGUCGUCACCACUCUCAACCAAGAGUUUGACGAAGAGCGUGUCGUCGACCUCGUCCAGUGCAUUGAACGCAUGGACGCACUCAAGAUGGAGCUUCAGGAGCAGGCCAAGCUCCGUCCCAUCAUUGACGACGGCGAGGCAGAUGUUGCUCUUUGGAACAAGCUGAUUGCGAAGUAUUUCCAAGGCAAGACCUUCAUGAAUGCGCCCUGGUUGUUCGCCGAGGCGUACAAGUACCGUCGUCUCCGGGAAUGCUUCAGCGUAAGCAAGUUCUGGAAGCCGUAUGACGUCUUUUUCCGGCAGAAGUGCGAUACUUUUUCCCGCUCACAUGACGCAGUGUUCGAGCUCUCGAUGCGUUUUGCAGAGCCUUUCUCACUGAAGGAAGGCAUCUCGGCGGAAGAGAAGCUUGAGUCUGAGCGUCUGAUGUUCAUGGAGCUUACGCAGAUCUGUCUCUGGGGCAACUCAACGGAUCUGUCCCUUCUGAUCAACAUGACGGAGGAGCAGAUCAAGUCUCUCCAGUCGACUGGCGGCGAAAACUUGGCCGCCACGGAGAAGAACAUCCUCGGAAACCAUAUGAAGCGCCUCUGGGAGACCGCUGUGAACCUUCGCCAAAACACUGGUGGUCGCAUCGACUUCGUACUCGACAAUGCUGGCUUUGAGCUUUACUGCGAUUGCGUGUACGCCGACUUCCUCAUCCAGAGCGGCCUCGCCAAAGAGGUUCGCUUCCACGGCAAGCGUUAUCCAUGGUUCGUUUCCGACGUCACCAAGCAAGACUGGGCCUGGCUGCUCAACUCGAUGGUUUAUGGUCAUCUCUUCCCCAAGGCGACCGACGAGGAGAUGGACUCGCUCCGCCGGCUCGGCAUGCGCUGGAAGGAGUAUGAGAAGCAGGGCAAGUGGGUGUACGAGGCCCACCCCUUCUGGUGCACCGGCUUCACUUUCUGGGAGCUCCACAACGAGGCUCCUGACCUCUUCCUCCACCUCUCCCGCUCCGACCUCGUCAUCUUCAAGGGUGACCUCAACCACCGCAAGCUCACAUACGACUGCGCCGCGCCGCCCUCGACGGAAUUCGAGAUUGCAAUCGGGCCUAUGGCGUCCGCGGCGGGAGCGCCCCGGGUUUGCAGCAUGCGCACCAUUAAGUCGGACGUCGUCGUCGGUCUCGGGUCAGACGGCGACGAGCUCGCCGAGCGCUUGGACAAGGAGGAGGAGGGCUGGAAGAUCAGUGGCAAAUACGCCGUUAUUCUGCUGUCUGAGGGUCGCCCAGGCGAGAAAGUUAUCUUCACCUAG
Epithele typhae is the source of this 1464-nucleotide messenger RNA. RefSeq lists its product as uncharacterized. The transcript is spliced from 7 exons. Gene Ontology annotation, biological process: DNA damage response. The coding region runs from base 1 to 1464 and encodes 487 amino acids. The record is from RefSeq and is a predicted model, not a curated record. Lineage: Eukaryota; Fungi; Basidiomycota; Agaricomycetes; Polyporales; Epitheliaceae. Gene Ontology annotation, molecular function: phosphatase activity. Gene Ontology annotation, cellular component: nucleus; cytoplasm.